Messenger RNA from Lycium ferocissimum, 2145 nucleotides. RefSeq names its product B3 domain-containing protein Os01g0723500-like. Gene Ontology annotation, molecular function: DNA binding. The transcript is spliced from 6 exons. Bases 112 to 1614 code for a protein of 500 amino acids. NCBI's taxonomy places the organism in Eukaryota, Viridiplantae, Streptophyta, Magnoliopsida, Solanales, Solanaceae. The record is from RefSeq and is a predicted model, not a curated record.
UUCACUUGACCAACGCGCCUUAUUUUCCACGCACACGUCACAGCCCUCCAACCAAGGCAAAAAAUCGAGUAUUUUGUUCCGCGUAAAAUUCCAUCAAAAUUCAUUAAACAUAUGGAAGGAAGGGCUCCCGGAACAGCACUUUUGGUGGGUCCCAGUGGAAAUUCUUGGCCUGUGGACUUAAUACAGCGAGAUGACGGUUUAUUCUUCCACAAUGGAUGGGUUUCAUUUGUUAAUGAUCACUGCCUCGAAACUGGGGAUUCUUUGGUUUUCAGAUAUGAUGGUGAUUUGCAUUUCACUGUGCAAGCAUUUGAUGAAAGUUCAUGUGAGAAAGAAGCUGCUUAUAACGCUGAUUGCAGUCAAGCAGCAACAAAUUUGUACAAUCUUGCUUUGAGAAAAAGAGACCGAGGAAACUCAGCUUUAUUAGAUUGCAUCGUUGAAGGUGUUCCGAAGAAAAUGAGAAGCACUCAGAUUCCUUCAGAAGAGAAUGCUGGAGAUGCGUUAAAUAAUACAGUUACUAUUGCUGUACCAUCUCAAGCAGGGGCUGUCUGCAACAACCCAGUAGAGGUGAAAAUAGACAAUGAUACCUCCGAGGAAGAUAUGUGGAUGUCUGCACAAGAAGCGGAUAAGGUUGCCUGUUCAUUUACUUCAAGUUUCCCCAGCUUUACGAAAGUUAUGAAGAGGUUCAACAUCAGUGGCUCAUACACCCUGAACAUCCCUUACCAGUUUGCCACGGAACAUCUUCCCAAAUGCAAGGUGAAGAUUUUACUUCAUAAUUUAAAAGGAAAAACUUGGACUGUGAAUUCAAUCCCAACUACAAGAGUACAAACAUCACAUACCUUUUGCGGAGGGUGGUUAUCCUUUGUUCGCGACAAUAACAUUGAUUUGGGAGAUGUCUGCAUCUUUGAGCUUGUUCACAAGUGUGAAUUACGCGUGCGUGUUCUGAGGGUGGAAAAGGAAGGAAAUGAUUACAGUAAUAAGGUAAUUCAUGAAGGACAAGUUGCUGAUUAUGCUAAAAUUUCUGGAUGUAAGUCCAGGAAAGCGGGAGCAAAUUCUAAUCGCUGUUUACAGCGGGUAGCGAAGGCCACGGCAUAUGAUAAAAAAGGAUCUGCUCAUGACAAAGAGAAACCCGAAAUCAGGAAACCUACUAGUUCUCAAGAUAAACAGGGUUCUUUCACCAAGGGCUGCAUGUCCAUGAAAUCAGUACCUGAAGAGAAAUUAGCUGCUGAAUCUUUCAUUUCUAAUUUCCCUCAUUUUGUGCGGAUCAUGAAAAAGUUCAACAUUAGUGGCUCUUACACUUUGAAAGUUCCAUAUCAGUUCUCAAUGGAACACCUCCCAAAAUGCAGAACGGAGAUUGUGCUUCAUAACUUGAAGGGAGAAUGUUGGACUGUAAAUUCAAUUCCCACUGUAAAGGUACAAACACUGCACACAUUUUGUGGAGGAUGGUCUGCAUUUGUCCGAGAUAAUGACAUCCAGAUGGGAGAUAUCUGCAUAUUCGAGCUCAUUGGGAAUAAUGAAAUGCGUGUACAUAUAUGUGCAAUUGGGAAGAAGGGCCUAGAUUACCGAAAUGGGAUAACUUCUAACGAGUCGGCUAUCCUUUCAUCCUUGACAAGCUAGAGUCCUUUGACAUAACAAGCUGUAGGAAAGAUUACUUUUUGCCUGAUACAAGGUGAGGGGUAAACUCUCCUUGAUUCUAAUAAUUAUGGUUCCAUUGCAUUUGGUAGAGUUGAAUAAUCUAUCUAUGCUUUGAUCGGUGUUGUAUUAUUUACAAGGUGACACUUUGCUACUAAAAGGUUUUCGAAAUCAGUACACAGUGCCGUUCCACCACAUUUUUGCCAAAAACUUGAGAGAGUGGUCAUAUGAGUGUCACAUGUCUUUUUACGGUUGUUUUCAGAUUGGAAGAAUCGCGAAACCCUGUUGCAGUACUUUAGAAAGUUUAUGUUGCCAAACUCUGGUUUCUAGCUAUUCAUUUGCUUAUGUAGUGCUAUUACAGCCCACCGGUGUUUUGAGAAAUGCAAAGUGCCACAAAUUUUCAACAAAUGAAGGGGGUUAUGGUACCGACAUAAAAUUAUAGUUGUGAUUUUAUGCAAAUGUUGAUGACAAAAUGAUGAUUUACCUUCCUUUUACUAUUUCAGUUUCUUUCUUUUC